AUGUCAUUGGUAGAAUUUGGCGCUUUUUUAGAUGUUCCAUCUGAAGGUUUCAAAAUUGUUCGUGGUUUUACUCCUGACACUCUGGGUUGGGAAAAUUACAAUAAGAUGGAUUAUUUCUUUAGCGUUUAUCGGAUUAUGCAACAAGAAUUUUAUGUUCGACUAGCUCGUUCAUCCUCUACCAAACUGUUAGUGUCAAGCAAAAAUUUGUCAGUAAGUGACUUUAUGCUUCACUACUUUCUCGCUUAUGUGCUUGCUCCAAAAGGGAACAAUUACAUUAAAAUUAGCGAUUUGGAAAUGAUGCUUCUCUUUGCUAUGAAGAAUGAUAUGAAAAUCAAUUGGGCCUAUGUAAUUCUCCAUCAUAUGGAAUACUCCAAAGGGUUGACAAGUGGUUAUCCUUAUGCUAGAGCAAUUACAAGGAUUUUGGAAAAUUGUGGAAUUAGUUUGCAUCGGGAACCUACUAAGAAAAUGGGAAAUACAAGUGUGAUCACUAGUAGCAAUUGUUUAAAGAACAUGACAUUUUUUAAGGAUGUGGAUGGAAUCUUCAAGCAUACGGAUGGGGAAAACGUAUAUGCUCCUCCUCCCGCCCCCGAAGGUGGAUAUACCAUAGAAUUUCUCUAUAACAAAUUACAUGAGAUAGAUAUUUGUCACUCGUCUGAACUUAGGGCUAUUCGCGAUGACCUAAACUUUAUCAAACAACAAAACUAUCAUCAAAGUAAGGAUGAAGAAGAGAAAUAG
Molecule: messenger RNA, 735 nt
Organism: Vicia faba (fava bean)
Lineage: Eukaryota; Viridiplantae; Streptophyta; Magnoliopsida; Fabales; Fabaceae
Source: the annotation of a GenBank genome assembly